UGGUAAAGAAAUGUGAUAACACAGCAAGAGUCUCUUCUCAUUGGCAUUAUAAGUUGAGUUCGUUAGAAAUGCUUCAAACUUUAAAAAGAACUGAUAAUUUCCAUCCCCACAGUUUCAUACUUAAUCGAAUUGUGUAGUCCUGAUCGAAAAAGUAAACAUAGUAUUAAUGCUCUUCUUCAACUAUGUUGACACAUUGAAUGGGAACCGCUUGAAUAAAUUAAAUGUGGAAGAUGGGGCCGAUUUAUAUGUCCGAAUGUAAAGCCAAAUGACGUCAAAACUCGAAUUAUGAACUAAGUCCUUUUCUCCGAUAGUGAGCACUUCUUUUUUGUACAGAAACAAUGUCAAAAACACCAAGGAAAAAUAGCUCAAGUCAGUCAUUGCAAGACAUGUUGACAAACGCAAGUCAACGAUCCGAAAAAACAAGCAAGUUCAUUCCACCUCGCAUUCAUGAUGGCCGUGGAGCACCUAUUGCACGAACCGAAACCACGGAUAUCGAAAAGACACAAGAUCCUCGGUAUCUACUUGGGGCCGUCAAGAAUUUAAUGCGAACUCGUCAUGGUAGCGUUCUUUCGAGAAACACGAUAUUAAAAAUGGAUCAUUUUGAAAAAGGUGUGAAUACAAAGUUGGAUUUUCAUCUUCAGGGCGCACCAAAUUUUCGCAUGGCUGACCUAAAUGUAUAUGGUGUUGCACAACCAACGGCAAUUGGUUUGUCAACUGUAUUGGCAUUAUUAAACUGCCACCCCGAAAGCCACAUUAAGACAUCUUGUACUUGGUUUUUAACUCGAGAAGAACCCCUAAUUUAUUUAAACGGUUAUCCUUACGUGCUAAGAGAUUAUGCAGACCCUUUACAAAACAUGGUUUCAUUUUUAGGCAUUAAUGCCAACAGGUUAGAGAAACUUGAAGAAAGAUUAAAAGCCGAUAUUGUAAAAGAAGCCAAAUCCAUGGGCGGGCUUUUACUCGUACACCAAGAACUCGCGGACGGCACGGUUGUACCUUGUUUUAUUGCAGCAGACCAAGUGCAAACCCCACGAGAAUUAUUUGAAGGGUUUAAAAAGCAAGAUUAUCGAUUAAAUUAUUUCCGUAUACCUAUUUCACCCGAGCAGGCACCGGAAGACAGUUAUUUUGAUGAGUAUGUACGAGUAUUAAAGACUUUGGAACCAACCGACCCGCUCAUUUUCAACUGCGGUAUGGGAGCCGUUCGAACCACUGUUGGUAUUGUUAUUGCUCAAAUCAUUCGUCGAGCGCAAUUUUUGGAUCGUAAUGCACCUGAUCCAUUUCCCGUACCUGGAUACAAUUAUAGCACAACGCAAAUCAAUUUACCUUUGGAGGUAUACAAGGGUUUUGAGGAAGUAGAUUCGGUGGCCAAUGCCAAUCAUGCAUUAUUACGACUUGUGUAUAUCAUGGAGCAAGGUUUGAAUUCGAAAAUGUCGCCCAAGUCGGCCAUUGAAUGGGCACUUUCACGCGGCAACAUGAUUGAAAGUUUAAAGGAAGCGAUUAUGGGAAACUAUCAACGCAUUGUCGCAUUGACCGCUGUUUUGGAAAGUGGACACUUUAGUAAAAAAAUGUUGGAUCAGGUCAUUGACGCCUCGGAUGCCGUGAUUAAUUUACGUGAAGAUAUUUUGAUGAAUCGAAUCAAACAGACGCAGGAGAGCUCUUCGCGUGUACCCAUCCUGAAAGCUUCAGCAGGGUUACAACGUUACUUUUCGUUGGUGUGUUUUGCUUGUUACAUUAAUGAAUCGGAUGAUGUCAAUUUCAAUACAUCCUUUUCUUCUUGGUUAACCGAACGGACCGAGAUUUGGACCAUGUUGACAAGCCUGCGAAAGAAAUCGCCCAAACUGUAUUUGUUUAGGCCGGUAGAAGAUUUGCAUUUGACGAUCCAGACAAAUAACUACAGUGCUUCGCAUGACCGUAAAGGGUACGGUCCCGGUAUGUUUGAUAUGAUGGGUCCUGUGGGUUCCAUUGCUUCGGAAUUAGAAGAUGUCAUUUUGAAAUCACGUACGGGCGUUGUGCUUACAUCUCAAACUAUCCUGAAGAUUGAUUUUUGGAGUACAUCGCAUCACCAGUUGGAUGCCCAGGAAAACAAUCAACUUCAGAAACUGCCUACGCCAGGUAGCGAUAUCACGCAGGAGGACGAAGUAUCGCAUCGGCUUCAACCGCACCAUGUGUUUUUGGUACAAGGAGCACACAAUUUUAGAAGAAUCAAACAUACCCACGUCUAUGGCGUAGCUCAGCCCACGAUGGAUGGAUUGCGUACGGUGAUCCGAAAAUUAAUCACGGAUAGUAACUCAAAGAUUCAAUGGAUUAAUUUACGUGAGGAACCUAUUAUUUAUAUCAAUGGUAUUCCUUAUGUUCUUCGUGAUCGAUAUUUUACGUUACGUAAUAUCAAGGUUUAUAAGGGCAUUACAGGAGAACGUCUGGAACAGCUGGAAGAAAGAUUGAAACAAGAUGUCAUUCGAGAGGUAACAAAUUACGAUGGACGUAUCUUGUUGCACGGCGAAGAUAAAGAUGGCAAUGUUUUGGCUGCUUGGGAAGAAGUCAAUAUUCACGACGUGUUGACGGUACGUGAGGUCAUGUACUCUGUGGCUGCCGAAGUCACUGAUGAGUUUGAUAGUGAUAGUGAUUCAACUAGUGUCUCUAAAAAUGUGCUUGAUUACCACCGUGUGCCUAUUACUGCGGAAAAAUCACCAGAAUGGUGUGAUUUUGACGAAAUUCGUUGUCUGAUUUCUAGUACGGAUCUUUCCAAGACUGCACUCAUCAUGAAUUGUCAGGUUGGUCUUGGUCGGUCUACUUUGGGCACAAUCAUUGCUACGCUGAUCACGCGAUGGAUCAAGCACGAUGGCAGCAAGCCUAUGGACCCUUACAAGAAACGGGAAUACCUCAAUUAUCAAAUCAUCAAUAGCUUAUUACGUGUAAUUCAAAACGGUUUAGAGAUAAAGAGAGUGGUAGACCAUGUUAUUGAUAAAUGUGGCGCAUUUUUAAACUUGCGUGAUAUGAUCGAAUCCGAACAUGUCAAGGCGGAGAAGGAACAAGAUGCCGCACAAAAGGCAGCGUAUGUGAAACGAGGCGUGUCUGCUUUACAACGUUAUUUUGUUUUACUAUGUUUCCAAGCCUAUCUGGAUAGUACUUCGCCCGACGAGUCAGUGCAAUCGACCCGGACAUUUGAAGAGUGGAUCAAGAAACGACCCGAGAUUGGAACUCUGUUACUGGAAUUUAACGAUCAUGACAUUGAAUUGAUCAUUCCUGUUGAAAAGUCUAUUGGCGAUGGUGUGGCGCUUUCAAGUGAAAUCAUGAGCGUGGUUGCUUCGCGUCAUGGACAGGUGCUUGGUCAACAGACGAUUCUGAAACACGAUGCUUUCCCGGGUUGCCAAAAGAUGAGUUUGAAAGAAAAGAUCGAAGGUGCUUACAAUUUUAGAAGAAUCCCGGUACAGCAAGUGAAGGACUCUGUCAAUGACAAGACGGUGGUGAGUGGAUUGGAAGCAGAUCUUCAGAGGAGUGACGAAGAACAGCGAACAUUACCAGCGCCUUUUAUCUGUGGAUGUGCUAUGCCUUCGAAAGACGCGAUUGAGGCUGUAUUAAAAUCAAUGGAUGCAGGUCCCGGUGGACACCGAAAAGUACUGUGGACAUGUCUUCGAGAAGAGCCCGUGUUGUAUGUGAAUAAGCAGCCUUAUGUGCUCCGAUUAUUCCAAGACCCCCUUAAGAACCUGGAGUCUACGGGUAUCACGACAGACCGAGUGGAGUCUAUGGAGGAGCGCAUGAAGUCGGAUGCGAUCCAUGAAUGGAAGGAGUAUGAAGGAAGACUUUUGCUUCACGAUGAAAAGCCCAAUGAUAAGGGUGAAUUCGAAACGGUGGGAUUAUGGGAGAGUAUUCAAGAUAUAGAAACGCCUAAAGAAGUGUUUCAGUCUAUGAUUGACCAAGGUUAUCAAGUGGAUUAUCUGCGCAUUCCCAUAACAGAUGAACAGGCGCCUAUUUUGGAUGUAUUUGAUCAACUGAUUCAAAGAACAAAAGCAGCAGGAAACGGUGUAGAUGUCUUGUAUAAUUGUCAGAUGGGACGUGGACGAACAACGACAGGUAUGGUGACUGCCUGUCUGAUGACGAUGAUCAUGAACAAUAGUCAUAUUAUGGAUAGAAGAAGCUCAUCCAUCAGUAAUGUGGCACCCAUGGUUAUUAAGCCAAUGAAUUCAGAUGUAGAUUAUUUGAAGGAGAGUUAUGAAAAGGGAGAAUUCAAGAUUAUAUUACAAUUAGUCAGUAUGUUGACGUUUGGUAAGCUUGCGAAACGGUUGACAGAUAAAGCCAUCGACAUGUGUGAUCACAUGCAGAACCUUCGUAAAGCUAUUUAUGAUUAUAAAUUGCGACUGGAUGCAAUGGAAGACCAAGGCUCGAAACAAUAUAGGGCGACGAAAUUAGCAGCACUAAAUUACCUGAUUCGAUACUUUUAUCUAAUUGUGUUUGCCAAUUAUUUAUUAGAAGAAUUGGUCACUGUACCACCCGAAAGAAUUCAUCGAGAAAACUCUAUUGUUCAAGACGGUACAAUGGAUAAAGUGCCUACCUUUAAAUCAUGGGUGAACAGUCGUAGAGAGAUUACAAACAUAUUGAAAUUACAACCUAUAGAAUUAGAGUAGCGUGUUUUUAAAAAAAUAAAAUAAAAAAUAAACACGUCUCGUCCCUUUCACAUUA
This is a messenger RNA of Mucor mucedo, 4674 nucleotides long. Its product is annotated as inositol hexakisphosphate-domain-containing protein. Lineage: Eukaryota; Fungi; Mucoromycota; Mucoromycetes; Mucorales; Mucoraceae. The transcript is spliced from 9 exons. The record is from RefSeq and is a predicted model, not a curated record. Bases 339 to 4619 code for a protein of 1426 amino acids.